Molecule: messenger RNA, 495 nt
Organism: Zalophus californianus (California sea lion)
Lineage: Eukaryota; Metazoa; Chordata; Mammalia; Carnivora; Otariidae
Product: S-formylglutathione hydrolase-like
Exons: 1
Biological process (GO): formaldehyde catabolic process
Cellular component (GO): cytosol
Molecular function (GO): S-formylglutathione hydrolase activity
Source: RefSeq, a predicted model, not a curated record
UCUUCCAAACAUGGCCUUGUCAUCAUUGCUCCAGAUACGAGCCCUCGUGGCUGCAAUAUUAAAGAAGAAGUUGAGAGCUGGGACUUUGGCACUGGUGCUGGGUUUUAUGUGGAUGCCACUGAAGAUCCUUGGAAAACUAACUACAGAAUGUACUCUUACGUAACUGAGGAGCUUCCCCAACUCAUAAAUGCCAAUUUUCCAGUGGACCCCCAAAGGAUGUCUAUUUUUGGCCACUCCAUGGGAGGCUAUGGAGCUCUGAUUUGUGCUUUGAAGAAUCCUGGAAAGUACAAAUCUGUGUCGGCAUUUGCUCCCAUUUGCAACCCAGUGCUCUGUCCUUGGGGCAAAAAAGCCUUUAGUGGAUAUUUGGGAACAGAUCAAAGUAAAUGGAAGGCUUAUGAUGCUACCCAUCUUGUGAAGUCCUACCCAGGUUCUCAGCUGGACGUACUAAUUGAUCAAGGGAAAGAUGACAGGUCAAUGGCCUUCUUUACUAACUGA